Molecule: messenger RNA, 4541 nt
Organism: Panthera uncia (snow leopard)
Lineage: Eukaryota; Metazoa; Chordata; Mammalia; Carnivora; Felidae
Gene: RBMX
Product: RNA binding motif protein X-linked
Exons: 10
Coding region: 197-1372 (391 amino acids)
Biological process (GO): positive regulation of mRNA splicing, via spliceosome
Cellular component (GO): spliceosomal complex
Molecular function (GO): RNA binding
Source: RefSeq, a predicted model, not a curated record
AGCCUCGUUCCCGGGCAGUAUAAAGUUUGCUGUCUCCUUUGUUCGCCCUCGUUGCGCAGUAGUGCUAGCGGCUUCCCUCUUCCGUUCUCGGAGCCAGCGGCCCUCCCUCGUGCUGGGCUGCUACGAAGCCCCUGCCGGCGAGCUCGUAGGAGCUUGGAACCGUCGUCACCCCUCCGACUCUCACCAGGGGGAAAAAAUGGUUGAAGCAGAUCGCCCAGGAAAGCUUUUCAUUGGUGGCCUCAAUACAGAAACAAAUGAAAAAGCCCUUGAAGCCGUAUUUGGCAAAUAUGGACGAAUAGUGGAAGUUCUGUUGAUGAAAGAUCGUGAAACCAACAAAUCGAGAGGAUUUGCCUUUGUCACCUUUGAAAGCCCAGCAGAUGCUAAGGAUGCAGCCAGAGACAUGAACGGAAAGUCCUUAGAUGGAAAAGCCAUCAAGGUAGAACAAGCCACUAAACCGUCAUUUGAAAGUGGCAGACGUGGACCACCUCCACCCCCAAGAAGCAGAGGCCCCCCAAGAGGUCUUAGGGGCGGAAGAGGAGGAAGUGGAGGAACCAGGGGACCUCCCUCACGUGGAGGGCACAUGGAUGAUGGUGGUUAUUCCAUGAAUUUUAACAUGAGUUCUUCCAGGGGACCACUUCCAGUAAAAAGAGGACCUCCACCAAGAAGUGGCGGCCCUCCUCCUAAAAGAUCAGCCCCUUCAGGACCAGUUCGCAGCAGCAGUGGAAUGGGAGGAAGAGCUCCUGUGUCACGUGGAAGAGACAGUUAUGGAGGCCCACCUCGAAGGGAACCCCUGCCCUCUCGUAGAGAUGUUUAUUUGUCCCCAAGAGAUGACGGAUAUUCUACUAAAGACAGCUAUUCAAGCAGAGAUUACCCAAGUUCUCGUGAUACAAGAGAUUACGCACCACCCCCGAGAGAUUAUACUUACCGUGACUAUGGUCAUUCCAGUUCACGUGAUGACUACCCAUCAAGAGGCUAUAGUGAUAGAGAUGGCUAUGGUCGUGAUCGUGACUAUUCAGAUCAUCCGAGUGGAGGCUCCUACAGAGAUUCAUAUGAGAGUUAUGGUAACUCACGUAGUGCUCCACCUACACGAGGGCCCCCGCCAUCUUAUGGUGGAAGCAGUCGCUAUGAUGAUUACAGCAGCUCACGUGACGGAUAUGGUGGAAGUCGAGACAGUUACUCAAGCAGCCGAAGUGAUCUCUACUCAAGUGGUCGUGAUCGGGUUGGCAGACAAGAAAGAGGGCUUCCCCCUUCUAUGGAAAGGGGGUACCCUCCUCCACGUGAUUCCUACAGCAGUUCAAGCCGCGGAGCACCAAGAGGUGGUGGCCGUGGAGGAAGCCGAUCUGAUAGAGGGGGAGGCAGAAGCAGAUAUUAAAAGCAAACAAAACUUUGGACCAAAAUCCCCGUUCAAAGAAACAAACAAAACAGUGGAACCUUUUCUGUCAUAACUACCCAAGGACUACUAAAAGGAAAAAUUGUGUUACCUUUUUUAAAUUUCCUGUUAAGUUCCCCUUCCAUAAUUUUUAUGUUCUUGUGAGGGAAAAAAGUAAAAUCUGUUAAUCUUAUUUGACUUUAUGACAUUGCUUUCAGUAAGCAAAUGUUAAAUGUGUUUAAGACUUGACUUGUGUACUAGUGUUGUAAUUUUCCAAGUAAAAGUGUCCCUAAAGGUCACUUCCUAUAUCUUGAUUUUUCCCAGUAAAUGAGGCAAGCAAUUCUAGGACCUUCCACAAACAUCUAGCCAUCUAAAAUGGAGAGGUGGAAUUCUUCUGCCUAUACAAACAAGCUAGCUAUUAGAGGGUGGUCGGGAUAUGCUACUCUUAGGAUUUCAGAGUGUCUUCAAACUGAAAUCUCCAUGUUCUCAGUAUGAAAAACCUGAGAUCAGAUGCUUUUAUGUAAGGAAAGUGCUAUUCACCCAGUAAAUCCAAAAAAGCAAAUGGAUAAUGCUGGCCAUAUUUUGCCUUUCUGACAUUUCCUUGGGAAUCUACAAGAACCUCCCCUUUCCCCUCCCCCAAUAAGACCAUUUAAGUGUGUGUUAAGCAACUACAGAAUACUAAAUAAAAAGUUUGGCCAAAACCAACCAUGAAGCUGCAAACGGUGCUUGCUCUUACUGUUUCAAAUUUUUGCAACUCUGUAGUGUCUCACUUUUAAGGAACAGCUUGAUUGCAAAGGAGAAAAUAGAUAAGCAAUGAAGUUAUCUCCAACUUCUCAAAGGCUUAUGACUUCUAAAAAGUGAAUCUAUCAGCAUUCCACAUCAGAUUUAAAGCAUCAAAUGCCUGUGAAACAGCAAAGAUGGUAAGCAAAGCAAACUAGUUUUUCCGUCUAAGUCGAGAUUGAACACUUACCUUCCUCCUAGUACAGUGAGACAUACUGUACCUCAUGGCAAUGGAAAUGCUUUCUAGAUUAAAAAAAAACUUUUGGAAAAGCAAAGUGUUCGAUAGCAUAUUAGAAGUUCUCCAAAUUCAACACAUGGAUUUUUUUUUUUUUUAAAGCAUGUGUGACACUUAAAGGCCUUAAUAAUACAGCUGUUGUUUACCAAUAGCGAUCUGGGGCUUGGGAGGGGGUGCCUUUUUUUUUUUUUUUAAAGUAUUUUUGAUGAAGACCUUUAAACAUGCUUCGUAUGUUUUAACAUUUUUCAAAAUAGCCUUUUAGUCAAUAUAGGAAAUGGCUUAAGUUUGGGGUCCCACUCUUGCCCCUGUAAGCCAUUGCAAACUUGACAUUUAGUUGGAUGCCUGACUUGUUUUUAGUUCUAUGGAACUACACUGUAUGGAGAAAAUCUAUUGCAAAGUGGUCUUUAAAAAGCAAAACCUGAGGCAGCAUGACCCAGGUCCAGCCAUGAAGUUGAAAAAGAUGCUCUUGAAUAUAGUAAACUUGAAGACCUCCAACUAAAAAUCCUUACAAUGCACUUAUUCCUUCAAAUAAGUUUUGUCCGUUCAACUUAUGGAUUUAACAUGGCAGUGCACCAUUGGAACAGAAUGAGAAUCCAUAAGCCAUGCGACUUAACCAUUUUAAGCCAUUCCAGUCCAUCCCAAGCCAGUGAAUCUUCCACCACUUAAGAGAAUUAGUAGAACAUGAAAUACGUUAAGCUGCAAGUCUGAACUUGCCUUUUCUUUCUGGAAAAGAGCAGUUGUAGGCAAGUUUUGAAGAAUUUCCUUUAAGAGAGAUAACUAGUUUACCUAUUUAAUUUUUACAGGUUGAGGAUUUUGGUCCUUAUGGUUGGAGUGCUGAUUUAUUCACACUACAUAAACCUCACAGCAAGAGAAAUCAAAUGCUAAGAGUUGUUGAAGCAGAAGAAUGCUGAUUGUCGAUAAGGCACAACAGUUGCAUAAGCAGUACUCCUCAGAAUUGGUUUGGUGCAGGCAAUAGAGUUUUUGCCUUCGAGGGUUCCUGUGGAUCUGAGGAAGGAAGGCACCAGUGUUGAUUAGCACUCUUAACUAGGGAGUGGUAGUUACUUCAAAAAAGUAAUUGACCAGAUAAAGGGGAGCAUUUAAGGAAAUUGGUAAGUGGAGGUAGGAAGUUCUUGUGGUUCUUCACGUGGAUUUGACAAGUUUGGCUUUCAUUCUGUUAAAGUCCUGGGGGACGACUCUGCAGUUUAGAACUGGCUGAUGACUACUGUCAGAAAGUUGAAGUAGAAAAAUGAAAGGCGUAAGUGGUAACUCUUUAUCCAGUAAACUGUUUGAUUUUUUUCAGCAAGUGGAACAUUUUGGUGCAGUUUAUCCCGAAGUGGGGUUUAGUCAGAAAACCAAGGGAGUAGUGUCUGGAAACUUAGAGUAACUGGAACCAUGGACAAAAUGAUUGAAAGCACACUUUAAAAACUGGAAACAAAAUUGGGCCACUUGGCUUUUUUUUUUUUUUUUUUUAACUGUAUUGUUUGGUAAGCCUGCUUUUACCCCCACCACCUGUCUUGGAAACAAACCAAUUGUGUUGGAGACCAGAGCUGGUAGUAUAAAAAAGCUAAUGUUUCCAAAGGAAACAGAUUUGAGUAGUUGGGUUAGAAAAACCAACUCAACUCCUAAGACUUUUUUUCUUCAUCGUAAAAUCAGUGCUAUCAUCUUUGAUCUUUGUCAUUGUGGGAAAUAACCCCAAAAUUCUAACCCUCUUCGGACAGGCUUUUCUAAUCCCAGGCCAUGAGGGUAUUGACCAAAUUUAAAUAGCUGUUGACACUUAACAUAGCUGUCUUCCUCAAUCCUAUGAUGUAAAGUACGUGGGAUUAUGCUUCUGAUGACUUGGGCUCUGGAGAUUUUAUUUAAGUAUCUGGAAAAUAGUGUAGAACAUAGAAAUUAAACAUAGUGAUCAUUAAUAUGAAGUCGAAAUUAAGCAUACCCAAAUGACCAUUCAGCUGUUGGCAAAUAGUUUACUGACCCGGCAGACUUAAUUCUCCCGUUGGGAAAAGAAUCCAUCUUGAGUCUUCUGGCUUUAUACUGGUUGUAAAAGAAUGAUAUAAUGUUUUGUUGAACUGGUAGUUGAAUACAGAACUUAGAUAUCCUAGAUCACUUUUCUCUUUUUGGAAUGUUUUGUAUUUGAAACUUAAUAAAACUUAACAUGCA